Molecule: messenger RNA, 6323 nt
Organism: Oncorhynchus nerka (sockeye salmon)
Lineage: Eukaryota; Metazoa; Chordata; Actinopteri; Salmoniformes; Salmonidae
Product: unconventional myosin-XVIIIa-like
Exons: 6
Coding region: 150-1505 (451 amino acids)
Source: RefSeq, a predicted model, not a curated record
UCCGCCCACAACCUGGGCGUCAGUUCAUUCUGUCGCGAUCCCUUCAUCCGCACAAAACAAAACAUUACUCGUUGACUACAGUACUCAUGUCAGUCAUCUAGUUCUAAUAAAAUGAUUUAUAUUUUUGUGUAUCGUAGGUUACUAUAAAAAUGCAUUCCGGGACUUUGGAAAGAAUCGGGUCGCCGAUAAAAAGGACGCUUUCUCGGGGAGUGAGUGAGGACGAGUCACUUCGUAACAUUAUCAAAGAGACGGAGAGUUCGGCCAGGCGUCUGACACGCAGUGAGAGCAGAGGGGGGACCCUCAAGAGGAGAAGUGGGAGUCAGCAGUCUGAGGAUCAGGAACUAAUGAUGGAACUCCCUGAGAUGCUUGAUCUGCAGGCGAGCUACGACGAUGUGUUGCGAGAGCUCCGUGGGCUGGAGCUGCAGCGGGAGACUGUGUUGUUCCAGGUGGACGUUCUGCAUGACGCCCUGGAGGGGGCUGAGGAGAUGCUGGCCGAGGCUCAGAGAGAGGCCAGCCAUGCCACCAUGGAGUUGGAGCAAGAGAGAGAAGCCAAGAGGAAGUUGGAGGACAUGGUCAGCUCUCUGAUGCAGGAGGUGGAGAGGCUAAAAGAGGAGAGGAAGACCAUUCCAGCAGUACCAGUGUACACACUCGUCAAGGAGCAGGAGAUGGAGGAGGAGAUGGCUAGACAACAAGCACAAGAGAUGAAAAUAAAAAAAGAAGCACAGGAACAAGUCAGUGAUACACCAGGGGAUGAGGACAAUUCUACCAAAGAUGCGCCUCUCUCUAUUAUCCGAUUGGACAGUGAGAGCCCCGGGCCCAACAACGGACUAACAUUGGAGACCAGCGCUGGAGGGCUGCUCGCCGCCUCCUUCAAAAAGGAGAGGGAGGAGCCGCCCUCUGACAGUCCAAACCGGCCCCUUUCUCUCCUCGUCGCCCGGCUGUGGUCCUCUGUGGACUCUGAGGACAUAGAAGAAGGGACAGAGGACAGCUUCACCAAGUUCACUAAGAUGGUCAACAAGACCUUGGGACCGUUGAUGCUGGGUAGCCAGACCCCAGGGAACAGUCAGGAGGAGAACAGGCGUGACAUCUUUCCAGAUAGGAACAACGACACCGACAGCAUCAGCGCCUACGAGGAUGCCUGCGCUGACACGCCCGAGCUGGAUGAGGGAGACGGGCCACGGCUACCCCAUGAUGAAGGAUCCCCGGUGGAUGAUGAUGAGGGAGACGGGCCAAGGCUGCCCCAUGAUGAAGGAUCCCCGGUGGAUGAUGAUGAGGGAGACGGGCCAAGGCUGCCCCAUGAUGAAGGAUCCCCGGUGGAUGAUGAUGAGGGAGACGGGCCAAGGCUGCCCCAUGAUGAAGGAUCCCCGGUGGAUGAUGAUGAGGGAGACGGGCCAAGGCUGCCCCAUGAUGAAGGAUCCCCGGUGGAUGAUGAUGAGGGAGAACCGUCGAAUGGCAACGAUCCCAAGAACCCCAAAAACACCAAUGAUUCUUGCAUUCUGUCGUAAGAGCUGCAGAACUGUUGUGGUACGAAAGGUCAAAUGUGCUCUCACUCUGUCUGCCCUCUUGAUAAUAUAAUAUAUGCAAUUUAGCUUUUAUUCAAAGAAACUUAGUCAUGCGUGCAUACCUUUUUUUACAUCUUGAAAAAGGGUUAAAAAAAAUCUGUUCUUGGAUCAGUGCGCUCAUUGACACCUAUUUUUUAAUAUAUAUAUAUAUAUAUAUUUUUUUUUUUAAAUGUACCUUUAUUUAUACAGGUUUUUCUCAUUGAGAUAACAUCUCUUUUCCAAGAGAGACCUGGUCCAAUAACAGCGGGGGAACAACGUUUCAGCCAAAACAACUUACUAACACAACAUUAAACAAAACUGUAAACACACAUACAGUACAACAAAAACAUUUUACAUUAAAAACACGAAGGUCUUGACUAAAAACAGCUGGCCUAAAGACAAUUACACUCCUCUAUGAUAUAUACAUCAAUCAAGUGUUUAUAAAAGGGUAAUGUCAACAUUGAGAGUUGUUUUAGCGCAAUCCGGCACGGUGGAAUUCCAGUAAUGUCUACAGAUGUCUCUUUAGUCAAUCUUUCUCCAUCGGCAUGACUUGCAAGGUCGCACUUAAGUGUUUAGUUUUCCUGCCGUUUGGAACAAAAGGCAAAUUACCUCCCUCGGUUUAUUAGUGACUGAUGAUCACUUAAGACUGUUUGCGUACACUGAACUAUCAGAUGUUUCAGGACACACCACAGACCUCUAGCAUUCUAAACAGUCAAAUUAUGUGAUUUAUAGACCACAUACUGAUAGUGCUGAGCGAUUAACAAAAAUGUUUAAGGUUCAAUUAUUUGAAUUCCAUUUCAUUCUGUUUUUUUUCUUCCUAUGAGCUCAAUGCGCAGUUUCUCUAGAGAUAAAUCCGAUCAAGCUGAACUGUGCGAUGUAGUAGGGAGUUGUAGUUUCCAACAGGCCAAUAUACUACUUAGUUUUGCGCAGAACAUGUGAUUGAGAGUGAUAGAGAUACCUCGCGAAACAACUGCUCUAUCUGAAAAUACGUGAUCUUAGCGAUUGAUAGUUUGUAUUCAGCAGUCAUAAAAAUAUGCCUUAUUUACUUUGAAGAACUACUAAAAUAGUGAUUUUGUCAGACUGCAUAUACAGCAGCUCUAUAGAGAUGAGAUGAUGACAUGGAAUUAAAUAAUAAUAAUCUUGUAAAAUACACAACUGAAAUAUUUUAUGAAAGUCAUGUGAAUAAAUUAUGGAUAAGCAGUAAUGGGCAGUCACUACCAUGGGACUUUAUUCAUAGUUUUUUUCUGUGUUACAGAAUUCAACACACACAGUGCAUUUAAUGUCUAAAGAAAUUAUCUAAACCAAAAUCGAAAACCGUGAUUAUUUUUUAAAUAAUUGAACCAAAACCAAACCGACCUCAAAAAGCACUAAUUGCUCAGCUCUACAUACUUUAGAGUUGUAAAACGAUUAUAGCUGUUUUUGUGCUCUUAUAAGAUGAGAUGCUGGCAAGAUUGUAAUAACAAUAGCAGGCAGCCAAGGAGCUAGCUACUAUACUACAGGGAAUGUUUUUAGGGAAUUUAUGGGUGUUAAACCAUCAUUGUCUCACGUCGACAGUUAUUUUAUCUAAGAAGUACUUGGUGCUUUUCCUGCCUCACCUUAAGGCAUUUUAUAAAUAUGAAAGAUUUAAUAGGAAUUUACUGAAUCUAAUCUAGCUUUAGUUAUUAUCAGACAUCCAUCAUUUGAAGUUAGUAUGAUACUAGCAUGAUUGACAAAGGGAACAAUCCAUUUAAUUGUAAAACUUUAAUGAUUUCUGAUAAUAUUUUCUACUGACACAUACAGUAACAGUACUGUAUGCUACUCAGUGCUUUUAAGGUCAUGCUUGCGUGGUUGCAGUGAAACUACUGAAUUGGGAGAAACUUGUUAUCUUUUUGUAUCUGACAUUGCUGGACAAUAUAUCCUUUGUUUUUAUAAUUUUUCUACCGCUAACCAUUAACACAAGACCUGAUGAUAAUCUUUUGACUUGGAGUUGCUACCUAUACAUUUUCUUAUGGCUAAGUUUCCAUGGCUACCUAGGAGUCUUUUUUUUACUGCGUGUGUAAUAUGAAUGUGAACUUGGGUGCAAAUCUUACACUGCCUUCAACACUAGGUUUUGUGUAUUGUUGGGGCUUUGUGUGUAUCUCAAGUCAGAAUGUAGCUCUUAGUGGAAGGGAUGUGAAGUUAGGAAUAAGAUUUAAUUAUGUUACUUUCUAACUUUGAUACUUGUGAUUUACAUGUUUACUACUUCUAUUCUGUUUCUGUUGCCUGAAUUUCUGUUUCUGCUGGAGAUAUACUGAACAAAAAUAUAAUUGCAACAUGCAACAAUUUCAAAGAUUUUCCUGAGUUACAGUUCAUAUAAGGAAAUCAGUCAAUUGAAAUACAUUCAUUAAGCCCUAAUUUAUGGAUUUCACAUGACUGUGCAAGGGUGCAGCCAUGGGUGGGCAUAGGCCAACCUACUUGGCAGCCAGGCCCAGCCAAUCAGAAUGAGUUUUUCCCCAUAAAAGGGCUUUAUUACAGAUAGAAAUACUCCGUAUCUGAUGUGGAGGUCCUGGUCCUAGUGUGGUUACAUGUGGUAUGCGGUUGUGAGGCCUGUUGGAUGUAAUGCCAAAUUCUCUACAACAACAUUAGAGGCAGCUUAUGGUAGAGAAAUGUUAAUGAUAUUCUCUGGCAACAGCUCUGGUGGACACUCAUGCAGUCUGCAUGCCAAUUGCACCCUCCCUCAAAACGAGACAUAUAUGGCAUUGUGUUGUGUGAUAAAACUGCACAUUUUAGAGUGGCCUUUUAUUGUCCCCAGCACAAAUCAGCGUAUUGAUAUGCCACACUUGUCAAGUGGAUGGAUUAUAUUGGCAAAGGAGAAAUGCUCACUAACUGGGAUAUAAAGACAUUUGUGAGAAAUAAGCUUUUUGUCCGUAUGGAACAUUUCUGUGAUUUAAAAAAAAAAUCAUCUCAUGAAACAUGGAACCAACACUUUACAUGCUGUGUUUAUAUUAUUGUUCAAUAUGUACUUAAGGUUUCUAAACAACCAAUACAGUACCUGUUAUGUUGAUGAACGGUUGAGUCUUAUAUCUCUAAAGCAACUUGAUGUCACAAUUUAUCUUGAGGAACAAUUUAAGUAUUUUCUGAAAAACUACUGAUGUACAGUUGAAAUCAGAAGUUUACAUAGACCUUAGCCAAAUACGUUUAAACUCCGUUUUUCACAAUUCCUGAGAUUUAAUCCUUGUAAAAAUUCUGUGUCUUAGGUCAGUUAGGAUCACCACUUUAUUUUUAGAAUGUGAAAUGCCAGAAUAAUAGUAGAGAAUGAUUUAUUUCAGCUUUUAAUUAUUUCAUCAUAUUCCCAGUGGGUCAGAAGUUUACAUACACUCAAUUAGUAUUUGGUAGCAUUGCCUAUAAAUUGUUUAACUUGGGUCAAAUGUUUCGGGUAGCCUUCCACAACCUUCCUACAAUAAGUUGGGUGAAUUUUGCCCCAUUCCUCUUGACAGAGCUGGUGUAACUGAGUCAGGUUUGUAGGCCUCCUUGCUCCCACACACUUUUUCAGUUCUGCCCACAAAAUUUCUAUAGGAUUGAGGUCAGGACUUUGUGAUAGCCACUCCAAUACCUUGACUUUGUUGUCUUUAAGCCAUUUUGCCACAACUUUGGAAGUAUGCUUGGGGUCACUGUCCAUUUGGAAGACCCAUUUGCGACCAAGCUUUCACUUCCUGACUGUUGUCUCGAGAUGUUGCUUCAAUAUAUCCACAUCAUUUUCCUGGCUCAUGAUGCCAUCUAUUUUGUGAAGUGCACCAGUCCCUCCUGCAGCAAAGCACCAUCACAACAUGAUUCUGCCACCCCCGUGCUUUACGGUUAGAAUGAUGUUCUGCAAGCCUCCGCCUUUUUCCUCCAAACAUAACGAUGGUCAUUAUGGCCAAACAGUUUUAUUUUUGUUUCAUCAGACCAGAGGACAUCUCUCCAAAAAGUGCGAUCUUUGUCCCCAUGUGCAGUUGCAAACCGUAGUCUGGCUUUUUAUGGCAGUUUUGGAGUAGUGGCUUCUUCCUUGCUGAGCGGCCUUUCAGGUUAUGUCGAUAUAGGACUCGUUUUACUGUGGAUAUAGAUACUUUUGUACCGGUUUCCUCCAGCAUCUUCACAAGGUCCUUUGCUGUUGUUCUGGGAUUGAUUUGCACAUUUCGCACCAAAGUACGUUCAUCUCAAGGAGACAGAACGCGUCUCCUUCACGAGCGGUGUGACGGCUGCGUAGUCCCAUGGUGUUUAUACUUGCGUACUAUUGUUUGUACAGAUGAACGUGGUACCUUCAGGCAUUUGGAAAUUCCUCCCAAGAAUGAACCAGACUUGUGGAGGUCUAUAAUGUUUUUUCUGAGGUUUUGGCUGAUUUCUUUUGAUUUUCCCAUGAUGUCAAGCAAAGAGGCACUGAGUUUGAAGGUAGGCCUUGAAAUACAUCCACAGGUACACCUCCAAUUGACUCAAAUGAUGUCAAUUAGCCUAUCAGAAGCUUCUAAAGCCAUGACAUAAUUUUCUGGCAUUUUUAAGCUGUUUAAAGGCACAGUCAACUUAGAGUAUGUAAACUUCUGACCCACUGGAAUUGUGAUACAGUGAAGUAUAAGUGAAAUAAUCUGUCUGUAAACAAUUGCUGGAAAAAUGACUUGUGUCGUGCACAAAGUAGAUGUUCUAACCGACUUGCCAAAACUAUAGACAUUUGUGGAGUGGUUGAAAAACGAGUUUUAAUGACUCCAACCUAAGUGUAUGUAAACUUCCGACUUCAACUGUUUCUUUUUUUCUUUUUUUAAAUAAAUUUGUACCCCCCUUUUUUCUCCCCAA